AUGUCGUCCCACGAUCAAGAACUUGUGGACCAGUACAUCAACCACAGUACUGCUCCGCUUGGUGCAAACACUGAUGGCACUGCGCCUGGCCAGAACUUGUACGAACCUGCUACCGUUACGGGCUCAAACGGCGAGCUCUCUGAUUCGACUCGCUAUGGCGCGCAGCCAAAAGACGGGCUUCCUUCGAUGAACCAACUGUCGCCCGAGGCCGAAGAGGCUGUCCAACAAAUCCUCUUCCCGAGCGACAUUUUCACGCAGGAUGGCACCUACUGGGCUGACCUACCUUUCUCGGAGAGGUGGAAGUUUUGCAACCACCAGUCGAAUUCCGAGGCUCGCCGCGAACUUGGUAUCAUCUGGCGUAUGUUCAAGUCUGACCCCUUGAGCCCCAUUUCUGCCUACUUUAGCACCUAUGUGUCGAACGGUAUGGGUAUGUUCGUGGAAGGCUAUACUCUUUUCUCCGUCGGUAACGUCAAGCCUCUUUUGCAGAACACCUGGCCACGUUGCUGGGACUACGCGAAUUACCAGAAGAAAAUUCCCCCGGGCCAGACGGUGCUCCCUACAGAGUGCGACAAAAACUGGAUCAAUGCCAUUGACUACCUUGAGAUUAUUGGUAUUAUUAUUGGUCAGAUACUUGUCGGUAUUGAAGGUGACUGGGUCGGUCGUCGCUUUGGUAUGGUGCAGGAUGCACUUGUCAUGACGCUUGGUUCCGUCAUGCUUACUUGUAUGUGGGGCGUCAACUUCAACGGUUGGGUUAUUUGCUAUGCUUGGUCUUUGUUCAUUUAUGGCAUUGGUGUCGGCGGCGAAUAUCCAAUGACGUCUACCCGUGCGAUGGAAGGCUCAGGUGACCGCUACGCUACCUCGACUGGUGACCGUAUGCACCGUGGUCGUAAUGUGCUGCUCGCCUUUUUGAUGCAAGGUUGGGGCCAGUUGUUUAACCAGGCCAUUCUCAUUAUCCUGCUGUUCAUCUUCCACAACAACCUUCAGCCCCCCUUUAAACCGAACUCGACGCAGUUUACGUUCCGCAUCUCGUUUGCAUUUAUUGCCGCCGUCACCUUGUACCUUGUCUACUACCGUUACUACAAGAUCUCGUACUCUGAGCACAGCUUGAAAGAAGCCAAGGAGCGUCUCAACACGUCUGGUUAUGAUCUCAAGUCGCUCAAGCUCGCCUUUAGCCACUAUUGGCACCGUCUGCUUGCCAGUUGCUUUGGCUGGUUUGCCAACGAUUUCUUUUUCUACGGUAACAAGAUUUUCUCAGGUGUUUUCAUCUCUCUUAUUACCGGUGGUGACGGCAAGUUGCAGGUCACUUGGCUGUACAAUUUGAUUAAUGUCGGUGUCCAGCUUCCUGGUUACUACCUGGCCGCCAUCCUUGUCGACAACAAGAUGUACGGUCGUAAGUGGAUGCAGGCCAACGGUUUCAUGGCCACCUUUGCUCUUUUUGUCGGUGCCGCUUUUGGUUACAAGAGCCUGACGAACGGAAGCAGUGCCAACCUCAAAUGGUUCCAGUUCAUCUUCUUCUUCUCCUCCUUCUGGAACCAGUUUGGUUACAACUCGACCACCUUUUUGGUAGCCGCCGAGAUUUUCCCUGCUUCCAUUCGUGCCACUUGCCACGGUUUCAGUGCCGCGUGGGGUAAGCUUGGUGCGCUUGUGCCCACCAUUGUGUACAACUACGUCAAUGGCAGCGGAAGCAUGGACGCAAACCAAGAAAAGUUUAUGAUUGUUACUUGGUUCGGUCUGGCCGGUUGGAUUGUCACGCUCAUCUUUUUGCCCGAUACCACUGGUCUCGAUUUGCGUGAGCAGGAGCGCUACUGGGAGUUUGUCAUGGCAGGUCGUCCCGAAGACUACCAUGGUGUUGCUGUCAACCCGCGCCACUUGUCGUUGUUUGAGCGUGUCGUCCUCAAGCGCCACCUUGCGUACAACCCCCAACUUGAUGCUGAGCAGAAGAUGGAAGAGUUCCGCAGCACUUACCAGAGCGCUAUGCUCAAGGCUGAUGGCAACGAGCAGGACCUCACGUUGCAGCAGCACGAAUUCCUCAACUCUGAAUUUGGUAACAAGUUUAUUCGCGAAGCAAAGCUCAUCUCGCGCGACAAUGAACGCCAUGCGUCGAGGCUGGACUCCAUUGAGAAGCGCUUGUAA
This is a messenger RNA of Malassezia vespertilionis, 2133 nucleotides long. RefSeq lists its product as uncharacterized. Gene Ontology annotation, cellular component: membrane. NCBI's taxonomy places the organism in Eukaryota, Fungi, Basidiomycota, Malasseziomycetes, Malasseziales, Malasseziaceae. The record is from RefSeq and is a predicted model, not a curated record. Gene Ontology annotation, molecular function: transmembrane transporter activity. Bases 1 to 2133 code for a protein of 710 amino acids. The transcript has a single exon. Gene Ontology annotation, biological process: transmembrane transport.